GAAGCUAAAUCCAGCUGUUCUAUCCAGUUCCUCCCGCUUUCUCCACCUCCCGGUCGCACCCAGGCUAAUAUUCUCAAGUCUUCAAGUCGGCAGCAGGGCAUGAUGGGCAGGACAGCAGAGCCGCAGAGUCUGCGAAGCGAGUGAAGAGAGGCGCCUGGAGCACACAAGGGCAGUGGGCUCGCAGGCCGGGACCCCUGACUGGCGCAGACUACAAAGAGGCCCCCGCAGUAGAACGCGUCGCCUGGCUACCGCCAUCGAGUUGUCUUCUCCAGGACCUCCAGGGUCGGACCUGAGUUCCCACGGUCGGCAACCCGGGCCCAGUGCACUCGCAGGCCUCCCCUCCAAUGAUCCAGAAGUCACGCCCGGCGCUGCUGCAGCCUCAGGAUGUUGGAGACAGAGUGGAAACUCUUAUGUUGCAGCCAGUAGUCAAAGCUUUCUUAUGUGGCUCCAUCAGUGGAACCUUCUCCGCCCUCCUUUUCCAACCCCUGGAUCUCCUCAAAACGCGCCUGCAGACUGUCCAGCCCUCUGCCCAUGGAUCCAGACGCGUUGGGAUGUUGGCUUUGCUCUUGAAUGUGGUUCGCACAGAGAGUCUGCUGGGCCUUUGGAAAGGGAUGUCUCCUUCCAUUGUCAGGUGUGUCCCUGGAGUUGGAAUCUACUUCGGCUCGCUCUACUCUUUGAAGCAGUACUUCCUGCGAGGCCACCCCCCCACCGCCCUGGAGUCAGUUAUCCUGGGGGUGGGCUCCCGCUCAAUUGCAGGGGUCUGCAUGUCACCCAUCACUGUGAUCAAGACACGGUAUGAGAGUGGGCGGUACGGCUAUGAGAGCAUCUACUCAGCCCUGAGGAGCAUCUAUCACAGCGAGGGGUACCGGGGCCUCUUCAGUGGCCUGACAGCAACACUCCUUCGUGACGCCCCCUUUUCUGGAAUCUACCUGAUGUUUUACAACCAGACCAAAAACAUUGUGCUCCAUGACCAGUUGGAUGCAGUCCUUGUACCUGUUGCAAACUUCAGCUGUGGGAUAUUUGCUGGUAUUCUGGCCUCACUGGUCACUCAGCCCGCAGAUGUUAUCAAGACGCACAUGCAGCUCUCCCCGGUGAAAUUUCGGUGGAUUGGCCAGGCAGUGACACUCAUUUUCAAAGACUAUGGGCUGCGUGGCUUCUUCCAAGGCAGUGUUCCCCGGAUCCUCCGCAGGACUCUGGUGGCAGCCAUGGCGUGGACAGUCUAUGAAGAGAUGAUGGCCAAGAUGGGCCUAAAGUCCUGACCAAGUGGGGACUGGGCAGAGAUGGGAUCUAUUGCCCAUAUUGUUUUAUGCCAAGGGCCACUUCAUCUCACUAGCCGGGAACAGGAUGAAGUCCUACCUGGAAAGCCAGGCAGACAUGUCACCCUCACUUACCCAGUUCAAACAGAGAAUUGGUGGGCCUUGACUCAAGCCUUCCAAAUCUCCAGAAGAGGAGUCACUGAUACGGACACACAGUGGGGAGUUAAGAGAAGGGUUUGCAUGCCCUGCAAUGCUACUUGAAAAGGUAUUUCCAGAGAGAGCUCUGUCAGGUGGCUCUGCACAGCCACCUACACCACGGUUCCUCUUUGGAUCUGCUCUUGGGCAAGGAAUUGCAACACCAAGGACGCUGUGGGCUGAGGACUCCAGCAGGGAUCUGGAUCUACAGAGAGGAGCCACUGUCACCAGUGGCUGGAUCUGCAUCUGAGGGGAUGUUAGGAUAAGGAAGAAAAUAUGUCACCACUUGGUUCCUAAUCAAUUUCUCAGAGGCUCCAGUGCAGGGAGACCAUGGCUUCCUAGCCUCUACGUAUCCAAAUAAUACUUUUGAUCUUGGCCCCUGCACUGUUUCAACUCCUAGUUGUUCUGCCACUUUUCUGCAGCUGAAGUUGCGAUAAAUAAAGUGAAGCACUUUAUCACUGAAAAA
Messenger RNA from Phacochoerus africanus (Common warthog), 1917 nucleotides. RefSeq names its product solute carrier family 25 member 38 (gene SLC25A38). Gene Ontology annotation, molecular function: glycine transmembrane transporter activity. The transcript has 7 exons. NCBI's taxonomy places the organism in Eukaryota, Metazoa, Chordata, Mammalia, Artiodactyla, Suidae. The record is from RefSeq and is a predicted model, not a curated record. Bases 345 to 1259 code for a protein of 304 amino acids. Gene Ontology annotation, biological process: glycine import into mitochondrion. Gene Ontology annotation, cellular component: mitochondrion; mitochondrial inner membrane.